CAUGUGCAAGGUGACCCGUACCCAAUAUGUGGUGUAGUGAGAAACCCAAAAGACAAAGCCUGUGCAAUGACAGAGUUAGUGACUGGUGCUCGGAACAGUGUGGUAUUCUGGGAGGAGAAGACGCUGACUCGGAAGAGAGCUGCUGAGCCCUUCCCAGACUCUGACUAUCAUAUUUCCUCCCUCUCAUGGAGCUCCAACAACUCUAAGCUGGCAGUGGUGCCCAAGUGUGGGGACAGAGUGGCUGUGUGUGACUUUAGAGAUGACAUCAUUACCUGGAGCUACCUUGUACACAAGGAGGAUGGUGCGUUCACUUGUGGCUGUCUCCUAGGCAACAGCCGCUACCUCGCCAGUGGAUGUGGCAACUCCUCUGUCUUUGUAUGGGACCUCAAACACAAGAAUAUCAUCAAAACAUUUCCAGGUCAUAGUGGAGCUGUCAACAGUGUGGUGGCUACAAGCAAUGAUCAACUGGUGGUGUCCGGGGGACAGGAUGGACACAUAUUCCUCCACUCCCUCUCCGGUGUUGGUAAGAGUGUCCAGCUGACCCCAGACCAACCCUCUCCUCAGGCAGUGUCUAGAUUGAGUGUGUCCCUGAUGGAGCAGUCUCACCUCGGCUGUGUGUGUGAGGGAGGGGAGGUCUCUCUGUGGAGCAUAGAGUCACAGAGGAAGCUCACAACAUUCACAACGAAACACUCAGAUGUUGCUACGGACCUGAGCUUCACUCCCAGCAACAAGAUCCUCAUGGUCAGUGUUGGACUGGACUCGUGCAUUCGUUGCUACGACCUGCAGACCAGAAAGAUGGUGGCGACGAUAGCUGCUCCUACCCCUCUGUCCUCUGUCAGUAUUCUGAGGGAUGGCUCCACCUUACUAGCAGGAGGAACUGAUGGCAAGCUCUACCUGUAUGAGCUGCGCUCUCUCAAGACUCCCAAGUCAGUCACUGAGGCUCACCAGACGGCAGUCACCCGCAUAGCACCACAGACUCCACUCAAGAUGCUUGCUAAGAGGAGCUCCUCGAGAGAUAGAGGAUCACACUCUAAAGAUGCCAGCAUGAGCAACAAGAGCCCACCCAGGGGUCAGAGGUCAUCUCAAGAGCCACGACAAGAUGUGUCCUUUCUCCCUGAGACAAUGACACCGUUUGUCACCCAGCAGCGAGGAGUGGGAGGGGCUCCACUGGAGGUGGCCACACCCUAUAGUCUCAUGAAGGGGGGUGGUAAGAGAGGACCCCCCACAGCCUCUGCCAUGGUUACACCAGCCAACAGUGAUGGUGGGAAUAUGUCGAGUAUCUUCAGUCCACUUGACUCUAAGAGUAUGACCACGCCCCUCUCAUCAGCUGGCAAGAUCACAGCAUCAGUACCCCCCACACAGAGACCCCCCACCAUCAGUCAGCCCCCCGCAACCAACAACACCCUGACCACCUCUACACCAGCUAGUGUCGUACAGGCCCCUUUCCCCAGGUUGCCAAUAGCAACGCCUCUAUUGCAAUCAAACAAAAGUGCUCAUUCAACGACUAGUGGUAAUUCAGGGGCUGGAAUAUUCUCCCCCCUAAACAGUGGUCGUCAUGGUGAUUUAUUAAUCGGACAGUCCCCAUUACUGAUUGAUACAAGCAGUCCCUUGUUGUCAGGUCACAUGACCCCUCAGGAACCACCUCCUGAGCCACGUUUAAAACACUCUGUGUUAGUAUCACAAGCAUUGGAGCCAGUUACCAGGGCAACAGUGACUGAUGUCAGUCGUGCUGACCUAGAGACACCAUUACUGGUACCAUCUGAGACUGUUACCAUGGAGGAGAGAGGGGAUUCCCCUCUUGCCCCACCCCCCUCUAUGGCCAGUGGGGUACAGACCCAAUACCUGGAGAGGGUUGUCAAGGACUCCACUGAGGAGCUGUGGUACUCUGUGCACAGGGACACUAGAGGACUGACCGUGGACAUGAUCAGACAGUUCCUCACUCUCCAGGAGGGGCUGGCCCACCAGUUUGCAGUGCUCAAUGACAAAGUGGACAGAUUGAGUGAUGAGAACAAAAGACUACAUGAACUUGUACAUCAAUACAUGCCCAAACAUUAACUGAACCUUGUGCAUGUCAUUAUCCACACAGAGAGCAGUAAUUCCUUAUCCAUUGUAUGCAGUUAAUGAUAUGAUGUCACCAUAAUUACUAAUUUUAUAUUCUUGCAUAUAUUCCCAGGGAAUUAUAAUUAUGCUUGAGGAUACAAA
Halichondria panicea is the source of this 2202-nucleotide messenger RNA. Its product is annotated as protein NEDD1-like. Gene Ontology annotation, biological process: microtubule nucleation; mitotic cell cycle. Gene Ontology annotation, cellular component: spindle pole; ciliary basal body; centriole. The transcript has 15 exons. Lineage: Eukaryota; Metazoa; Porifera; Demospongiae; Suberitida; Halichondriidae. Gene Ontology annotation, molecular function: gamma-tubulin binding. The record is from RefSeq and is a predicted model, not a curated record. The coding region runs from base 67 to 2055 and encodes 662 amino acids.